This is a messenger RNA of Macrobrachium nipponense, 5707 nucleotides long. It is a transcript of the gene mtm, whose product is annotated as myotubularin-related protein 2-like. Gene Ontology annotation, molecular function: phosphatidylinositol-3,5-bisphosphate 3-phosphatase activity; phosphatidylinositol-3-phosphate phosphatase activity. Gene Ontology annotation, biological process: phosphatidylinositol dephosphorylation. The record is from RefSeq and is a predicted model, not a curated record. Gene Ontology annotation, cellular component: cytoplasm; membrane. The transcript has 16 exons. The coding region runs from base 175 to 2361 and encodes 728 amino acids. Lineage: Eukaryota; Metazoa; Arthropoda; Malacostraca; Decapoda; Palaemonidae.
UUUCUGGGACGGAUAUUUGUUUACACUGAGAAGAGACAGCGAAGGGCGGAAGUGUCAACAAAUCCACCCCUUUUUUUAUUAACUCCACCCUGGUAUCGUCGUAAGGGUCACAGACAAGCUUCUACUUUAGGCAGAGAACGUGCCAGCCAAAGACAGCCCUGUCGAUGACAGGUUAUGUUCUCUGGAGGAGGGACUGGAAACCAAGGCAAAAUUAAAGGCAAAGCAGGCAGUAGUAGCAGCAGCGGCAGCAGCAGCGGCAGUGGUAGUGACAGCAGCGAGAGUGCUGCAAGCGGAAGCAGCAGUGGCAGCAACAGCAUCAGCAGUCAUACCCACGACAGUGGCGAUAGCAGCAGCGGUACAACGCCCCUGGGAACCCCACCCCACGUCCAGAUGGCUUCUCAUGAGUCCCUCAACUCGGAAUCCAAGUCUAGUUCACUCAACUCCAAAUUAGGACAUGAAUCGGCUGGGUCACCCUCUGCGGGGUCUCCCUCCCCCCCAAAGAGUGCCUGCUCUUCCAGCUCCACUUCAACUGACCACCACCAUCAUCAACUGUCGCAUGUUCUCAGCGCAACUUCCAAAAUGACAGUACGUGAAGGGAGCAGAACCCUGCGACCUGACGAACCACCUCUCUUCCCUGGAGAACACUUGGAAGGAACUGCAAGAGAGGUGACCUAUCUUUGUCCUUACACAGGACCGAAAAAAGGGACGCUCUCUGUUACGAACUAUCGUCUUUAUUUCCGAAGCCCUGAAACGGAUCCUCCCUAUGAAUUAGAAGUGCCCUUAGGUGUGGUGUCACGGAUUGAAAAAGUAGGUGGAGCAAACACAAGCCGGGGGGAAAAUUCUUAUGGUAUCGAAAUAUUCUGCAAGGAUAUCAGAAAUCUUCGGUUCGCACACAAGCAGCAGACAGAAGUGCAGAUACCCCUGCACCUGGACCGAGAAUUGUAUUUCUCGAUACCAGUUUUCCGAAGGUUCAGAAUCCUACAUAAUAUUGCUGGAUAUGGGACCAGUCAGAUGAAUGAGGAGAACCAUUCGAGACGAAUGGUCACAGAGAAGCUUCUGCAGCAUGCCUUCCCAGCAUCACACAAAUUACCUUUCUUUGCUUUUGAAUACUGUGAACAAUACCCAGAAAAUGGUUGGACGCUGUAUGAACCAAUCGCUGAACUAAAGAGACAGGGUUUGCCUAAUGAAUCUUGGCGUAUCACAAAAAUAAAUGAGCAGUACGAGAUAUGUGAAACAUAUCCUGCUGUCUGGGCAGUCCCCGCUGCUGCCAGUGAUAACGACCUGCGAAGUGUUGCCACGUUCAGAAGCAGAGGGAGAAUUCCGGUCUUAAGUUGGAUCCAUCCUGAGAGCCAGGCAACUAUCACAAGAUGCGCUCAGCCUCUCGUAGGUGUGGGUGGGAAGCGCAGCAGAGACGACGAAGCUUACAUACAACACAUUAUGGAUGCCAAUGCCCAGAGUCACAAGAUCUUCAUUAUGGAUGCACGGCCAAAUGUGAAUGCUGUAGCCAACAAAGCUAAAGGGGGUGGUUAUGAAAACGAAGAUGCUUAUCAGAAUGCCGAAGUCCAAUUUCUUGAUAUCCACAACAUCCACGUUAUGAGGGAAUCCCUCCGAAAGCUGCAAGAGGUUUGUUAUCCUCACAUUGACAAUGCCCAUUGGCUCAGCAACUUGGAAGCAACACACUGGUUAGACCACAUUCGUUGUGUUCUCAGUGGCUCAUUAAGAAUUGCUGACAAAGUUGAGAGCCACAAGACGAGUGUGGUUGUUCAUUGCUCAGAUGGCUGGGAUCGCACUGCUCAGUUGACAGCUCUUGCCAUGCUUAUGCUGGAUGGGUAUUACAGGACUAUACAAGGUUUUGCUGUUCUUAUAGAAAAAGAAUGGCUAAGUUAUGGCCACAAGUUUGCUCAGCGAAUUGGCCACGGAGAUGAUCGACACCAAGAUGCUGAUCGAUCGCCAGUCUUCCUUCAGUUUGUUGAUUGCGUAUGGCAGAUUAUGAGACAGUUUCCUCAUGCAUUCCAGUUUACUGAAGAUCUUCUGUUGACUCUCUUGGACCAUCUUUAUUCUUGUCUCUUUGGUACAUUCCUUUACAAUAGCGAGCGGGAGCGAAUGGAAAAAGAGGUAAAAACCAAGACUAUAUCAUUGUGGUCUUUGGUGUUGAGCAACAUGUCUGAUUAUGAGAACCCCUUAUAUAACCCAGCAACACGGCACCACAUACUCUUUCCACUAACUUCUAUGCGGCAUCUUCGUUUGUGGGACAAAUAUUAUUGUAGGUGGAAUCCUUCCAUGCGACAGCAGAAAAGUCAAGUUUGCUUCUUGUCAACAGGAACCUGUACACAUAAGAUUCAAGGAACUUCUGCAUGUUAAUGGACAGCUAGAAAAGAGGGUGGAUGAACUUCGUAAGGAGUUAGCUGCUCGUCAGACUCAUGAGUCCCCCCGAGUCACUUCAGCUAUGGUUUAAUUUGACUAAAUAGUUCUUUUUAUCUGAUUUUCAAUUUGCUGACAGCAUAGCUACUAAUAUGAAAUAUAUCAGGUUUCCACAUUGUCGGCAGUACUGUGUAUCUUCAUGUAGAAUUUAAAAUUCUCAAAUUAUUUGAAGGCAUGAUGUUAUGGCAUCCACAAGAAAAUAGUUCAUUGCUUCAAACUCAAUGAUAACAGUAAAAUAUUGUCUUGGCCUAUAUUAUAAUUACAGAGGCUUCAUAGUAUUGCAUGUAUAUAGUAAUUCUCAUCAAGUUGGUGCUUUCAGUACUGUUGAGUGAUUUUGUAGUGUAAUGGUCACAUUUUCUAAACCACAUUCAUUUAUUUUUUUAAGUUUUUACUGAAGGUUGUGGGGCUGUACAAUGGGAAAGUCAUAGCCCAACUUUCAUAUUGGUUAAUCUACAAAUAUACCAAAAGUAUUUAGAAUAUAACAUGAAAGUAUAUGUAGAGUAUAUUGUAACUAGUCUUCCAUUGUUGAAAGGAAGAGAAAUUCUAUCAUUUUGAAAUUAUUGGAACGAACUCUAGUUUUUAAUUAUUUCUCGUCAUUUCUUUGGAAGUUAUUUCAAUCUGAAGUUCAAAAUUAUUGGCCCAAACUGAUAGUCAGGUAUUUAAGUCAUUCCUUGUACUGUACUGUAUGUAUACACACAAAAGGUUAGGGAGAAAUGAAAUUAACUUGUUACACAGAUGUAUUACUGUACAUAGUUUUGGACAGCUUAGUUACAGUAUGAGAGAUUAGUACUGAUACCUCAUGUUCGUUGUGCAGAUGGUACCUUGUGAUCCAUAUGACCCAUGUGUCGUUACUCUGAAAAAAUUGUAGUUAUGAUAUUAUUAACUGGGUAUCUGUCACUGAUGCUGCAGUUCAGUGCCUGUUAAGCUGCUUUGUUUCAUAUUUUGAUAUAUUUUAUGUAUAUUAACAUUUUAUAUAUAUAGAUGCCUUAUAUAUGCAUUAUUAAAGGAGAAAAUAGUCUUUGCAAACUGUUGUAUGGGUAAACUUGUAAACUUACACACUUUGCUUGAUUUCUUAAUUGUUAUUUAUUUCAUUUCAGUUAUAGGAAACUAAUGUAGGCAACUUAAGGUGCAAUGGCUUACAAAUUUUGUAAUGUAUCCUUCUUGCCCUCACAUUUUCCGUAUUUCUAAUGUCUAUCGUAAUUGCUUUGGAAUUAAAUGGGACUAACUCUUUGUAAGGUGGCAUAUUUCAACAGUAUUGCAAUUACAUAUGUUUCCCUCUACAAAAGAAUGCUCGUAUGAUAAAAUGAAUUAAUAUAUGGUAAUGACAAGGUCUUUUUAUUUCAAUUCAUUUUGAGAAUUACUGCUAAGAUUGCCAAAGAUACUGUCUGAGACUUCUGGUGGUAUAAAUUGACUUCAUUAAUGUUUAAUCUUAGAUUAACUUUUUUCAUAUGUACAUAGGUUUUGUCAGCUAAAUAGUUAAUUAUAAAUUAUACUAGCCAAAAAUUAUUUGCAAUGCGAUUUAUGGUAUUUGUUGUAUAUUUCUUAGGGAUCAACCGUUAAUGUAUGAUUGUACCCUUAAUUGGUAAGAGUUUAUGUUACAGGUUUGUUCUUAAAACGACUAAUUAUCUAGGAAAUUGGUUAGGGGAGAUUUGAAGGUACACAAAGUGCUUUCCUUCAAUACAUUACUUUCACUGACAAUUUCCCAUUGCAUGGACCAUACUGAUUUUGAAUUCUUUUACUUAACUUUUGAAUCCAGUUUUGUAUGGGCAUUUAUUUCAAUUAGAAGAGUACUUGCACUCAAAAAUCUUCUUUUGUGGUGUGUCCUUUGUAGUAUACACUUUCUUGAAGUUAGUGUUGGCAGAAGAAAGAAAUAGCGUUGGAUAUAGCGAACUGGAUGACGAAUGAUUUGAUGUAAAAAGAUAUGAAAAGUAAUGGAUCAUUUAAAAGUUGAAAUAUUCACUACGUUGAGAAAUUUCCAAAUUGAGAAAUAGAUAUGAACUAUGGUAGGAUGACUUAUCCAAGUAGAUAUGAUGUCUGAAGAGGUGAGAACCUACAAGAUGUUGAUAAACUGUAGUGCUUUUUUAUCAUCAGAAUAAAAAAAUGAUCUGCUAAAAGCAGCUGAAGUCUUUCUUUGGAGCAUAAGAGUUAAAAAAAAGUUGUAUUGCAAUACAUGUAAUGAAAUACACAGGAGGUGAAAAACAACAGUUUAAAAAUGAUAAUGGUACAAUUGCUGGAAAAUGCAUGGAAGAGUGCUAGAUGAAAGUUUAACAAAUGCUAUGAGAAUGAGCAAUUUUCAGAUUAUUUUUGGAGACCAACAUCAAAAGGUAAUUUUUAUAAUGAGGCAAUUACAAGUAUGUAACACCUUACAGGCUCAGCUGUUGGUAGGGAUUACAUAUAUUGUUCGCAAACUAGCAGUAUCCACUACAAAGGGUAAAAAAUUUGAAGGCAUAAGGUAUUGAAGGCUUGCACUUUUGUGUUUGUAUAGACGAUGUAGGUCGUGCCCUUGAUAUUCUCUGCCAAUUCUGAUAAUUCAUUACUUCAGUAAUACCUUGUAAUGUUACUAAAAGGUUAUUUCAUACUUUUGAUGUAACAUAUUAAUUUUGUUGUGACAAAAUUAAUAUGUUUACCUUUAUUCCCCAGUUUGGUUACAUUAAGAUUCCUUACCUAAGUUAUUGGCAAUCUUAGUCAGGUGUCUGCUAGUCCACAUGAAUGAAUGGUUAUGAAAGGCUUGAUGUUUAUACUCUGCUUACAUUAACAGUACAGUAAAUAUAUUGUCCGUACAAAUCUCGUGAUGAUUUCAUAAAUUCACAAAUCAUUUCUAGACUGAUACAAUUCCCAACAUAUGUUAGCAGUACAUACCCAUGACACGCUGUCAUUAAACACUCAUCAACACUUUGUCCUUCAUUUUUUAAUCUUAUUACUCACUACUAGUGCCUAAUCAUGGGAAGGGUACUGUAUAUAAAAGAAAAAUAUAUUUAGCUUUUCUUACAAAACUAUUUUUCUUAUAACAUACUUCGAAACACUUAUUUUAACAUACUUUGCAGUGCACUGCCAGUAUUCUCUCAUUUGGAAAUGAUUAUCUUUUUAUUUUUUUAUUUUUUUAUUUUUUUUCUCAUUUGCCUUUGCCAAAGGUUAUAAUUGGAGUAAUGUCAAUGAAAAUAUUUUGCAGAUUAUGUUUACAUGUAUUGCAUUUAUGUUUCUAAUUUUAAUUGUUUAUAUAUCUGUAUUCAAACAAUGUUUGUGUAAAUAAACAAGUCUAAUGAAAUUAAAUAUUUUGAUAACCGUU